AUGGACACACCGGGCUGCCCGGCCUUCCCCCCGCCUCGCCGGCCCGGGGGUCCCCCGGGGCUCCCCCAGCCUCCCACCGCCUUCGCCCUCGGUGCUCCGGGGCCCCACCGGCGGCCGCCGCCGCUCAGCCCCCGGCCCGGCCGCUGCCCGCGGUACCCGGGGGUGCCCAGCCCGGGCCCCCCCGCCGUGGCCGUGCAUGGGAAGCCCCCGUACCCGCCCGGGGCUGCAGGUGAGAAGGGUUGCAAAGGAGGGUUCCAGGCCAUUCCCACUGGCUGCAGGGUCCCCCCAAAAGCCCCGGCGGAUUUGGGGUGCCCGCUGGCAGCACCCCUGGGCAGCCUCCGGGAUUAUGGGAUCCCUGAGCUCCCCGAGCCCCUGGGCAAGAGCAAGAGCAAGAAGAGGAGGAACAGGACGACCUUCAGCACGUUCCAGCUGGAGGAGCUGGAGAAGGUUUUCCAGAAGACGCAUUAUCCUGACGUGUACGCCCGGGAGCAGCUGGCACUGCGCACGGACCUGACCGAGGCCAGGGUGCAGGUUUGGUUCCAGAACCGCCGGGCCAAGUGGCGGAAACGGGAACGCUACGGGAAAAUCCAGGAGCUGCAGAACAACCUGUGGCCGAGCCCUGGGAGCCCCCCGGGGCUGCUGCCCCCCGAGCCCAUCCCGUCCCCCUGCAUGUCCUCGUACCCCCCCGCUGCCAGCAAUGGCUUCGUGGGCAUCCCUGCAUCCCCGGGCCCCCACCCCGGCAUCAACAGCCUGUACCCCCUGCACGGGCUGCCCCCCGGGGCUGGCCCCCCGCCCCUUCGAGCCCGCCCAGCACGAGUACAAAGCGCCCCCGCUGGUGCCGCUGAGGAUGAGGAGCAAAGAGGGCGCCGGGAGCCUCCUGAACUGGGCCACCUGAUCCCCAAGGGGAUGGACACGGAUCCCUGCUCCCCCCGGAGGGUAUCCCCCACCCCAGCGAGGGGGGCAGGCUGCUGGGGUCACCUUCACCCCCUCUCUGCAGCCCCCGAGCUUCCCCUGCAUCCAGCGCUGCCCCCACCCCGUGAGAGGGGCCAGGGGGAGGAAAAAGAGGGGUCCCCAAAGCCAGGCUGCCCCACUGGCAGCUCGGAAACGGCUCCCCCAAUUUCCUGAGCCCUCCCAGCACUUUCAGGACUGGCUUUGAUGGAGAUUCCCGGUGCUUUCCCCACCCCCCAUGCGUGCCGGGCACUGCCAGCCCUGGGUGGGGCUGUGGAGCCCCAGGGCAGCACUUUUGGGGGCAAUUCUCCCCUCUCCAGCUGAAAUUUGGCUGCUCAGCCCCUGCCCAGCACAACCAGCAAGGGCAGAAAUCGGGCUCCUCCUCUCCCAGUCCCAUACUGGGAAGACUGGGCUGGGACAGUACUGGGGGUUACUGGGGGCAGGGCCAAGGAGCCCCAAAGCCCCCCCAGAGCAUCACAGCUCCUUCUGCUCCCUCUUGGAGGGGAAAUAAAGCCCUGGCACAAUAAAACCCCAAAUUA
Camarhynchus parvulus is the source of this 1487-nucleotide messenger RNA. It is a transcript of the gene ALX3, whose product is annotated as ALX homeobox 3. The record is from RefSeq and is a predicted model, not a curated record. Bases 1 to 1125 code for a protein of 374 amino acids. Gene Ontology annotation, molecular function: DNA-binding transcription factor activity, RNA polymerase II-specific; RNA polymerase II transcription regulatory region sequence-specific DNA binding. The transcript has 4 exons. Lineage: Eukaryota; Metazoa; Chordata; Aves; Passeriformes; Thraupidae. Gene Ontology annotation, biological process: regulation of transcription by RNA polymerase II.